ACACAAAGUCUUCUCUAUUCUUCAUUAGAGUUUAGAUUUCACGACUGUUACUACAGCAGCUAACCGUCUAAGAAAAUGAAACUUCUGAUUGUUGCCUUCGCCUGCAUCGCAGCCGUGACUGCUGAUGUUAGUCACUUGCCUAGUAACGAUUACCUACCACCCAUUCAAGAUGUUCCGUCAGUUGAGGCUCCAGUUUCCAACUUUAUUCCAGAGAUCACUGCUCCUGCUCCAGUUUUCGCCCCUGCUCCGAUUGAAGUUGCUCCAGCCCAUAUUUUGGCUGAUGAUGGUUACCGCUAUAAGACACACCGUCGUGUUGUGUACCGUCGCAACCGCCGUGAUGUGAGUCACUUACCUUCAAACGAUUACUUGCCACCAGUUCAAGAAGCUCCAGUUGCUGCACCAGCAAAUGAUUACUUGCCUCCAGUACAGCAGGCUGCCCCAGCUCCAGUGUAUGCCCCCGCCCCAAUUUCAGCUCCAGCUCCAGUUGCAGUUGAAGCUGCUCCAGCCCAUAUUUUGGCUGAUGAUGGUUACCGCUAUAAGACACACCGUCGUGUUGUGUACCGUCGCAACCGCCGUGAUGUGAGUCACUUACCUUCAAACGAUUACUUGCCACCAGUUCAAGAAGCUCCAGUUGCUGCACCAGCAAAUGAUUACUUGCCUCCAGUACAGCAGGCUGCCCCAGCUCCAGUGUAUGCCCCCGCCCCAAUUUCAGCUCCAGCUCCAGUUGCAGUUGAAGCUGCUCCAGCCCAUAUUUUGGCUGAUGAUGGUUACCGCUAUAAGACACACCGUCGUGUUGUGUACCGUCGCAACCGCCGUGAUGUGAGUCAUUUACCUUCAAACGAUUACUUGCCACCAGUUCAAGAAGCACCAGUUGCGGCACCAGCAAAUGAUUACUUGCCUCCAGUACAGCAGGCUGCCCCAGCUCCAGUGUAUGCCCCCGCCCCAAUUUCAGCUCCAGUUGCAGUUGAAGCUGCUCCAGCCCAUAUUUUGGCUGAUGAUGGUUACCGCUACAAGACACACCGUCGUGUUGUAUACCGUCGCAACCGUCGUGAUGUAAGUCAUUUACCUUCAAACGAUUACUUGCCACCAGUUCAAGAAGCACCAGUUGCGGCACCAGCAAAUGAUUACUUGCCUCCAGUACAGCAAGCUGCCCCAGCUCCUCUUCCGGUCUAUGCCCCGGCCCCAGCUCCAGUCCAAAGUGAAGCUGCGCCAGCUCAUGUUUUCGCCGAUGAUGGUUACCGUUACAAAACUAAUCGUCGCGUAGUUUACCGUCGUCAUAAAUAAUUUCAUCUUACCAGAACAUACAUCAUUCAGCCAG
Messenger RNA from Rhagoletis zephyria (snowberry fruit fly), 1318 nucleotides. RefSeq names its product proline-rich extensin-like protein EPR1. Lineage: Eukaryota; Metazoa; Arthropoda; Insecta; Diptera; Tephritidae. The record is from RefSeq and is a predicted model, not a curated record.